AGAGUCAAAGAAAAGUUUGUUUUGGAUAGACCUUGAACGCAAAAUAGUUAGGGGGCGGCGGAUUAAAGAGCUACUUUACCUUCAUCGAUGGGCCAAAACUGGAAUUAAGGGGAGGGAAAUCUCCAAAAGUAUCGAGAAAUGACGACGCAUUACUCAAACGCUUCUGGUGGCUCGGAAGAGCAAGUGCAUCUGAUGAACGAUGAAGAACACGAGUCCGAGAGUCCUCAGUCUUCCCGUCUAAAUCGGAAGAGUUUGGUGAUCUUUUUUGGAAUUACAGCGGUAGCAGUAGCGUUAGUAGUAGGAACAGUUAUGGUGUCUUUAUAUUCUGGUAAAGGUGAAUCUUUCCCAGCUAAAAUGGUUCGAAGUGCAGAUAAGUUUCAUUUUCAAGAUAUUUUCAGUGGUCGUUUUUCUCCAGCAAUGUAUUCAUGUGACUGGGUAGAUGAUGAUAAAUACAUAACUUCCACACAAGAUGGAUUUGUAUUAAAAGAUUUAACCAUGAAUAAACCAGUUGUUUUACUAGAUGCUGAUACAAAGAGAAAAUUGGGGAUCCACAAACAUUGGUUUUCACCUGACAGAAGAUACAUUCUUUAUAUUAAAGAUCAAUUACAGCAAUACAGAUAUUCAUUUUUUGCAAAGUAUUAUGUGUAUGAUCUCGUGAAUAGAGAUAUUAUUCAAAUUGAUCCUGGGAAAGGAGAAGAUGCCAAGAAAAUACAAUAUGCCACGUGGGAUGAGAGUGGAAGUAGUUUGGCAUUUGUGUAUAAAAAUGACAUUUAUUACAUGGAGUCACCCAGGUCAUCUGUCAAGCGGCUGACUGAUAGUGGUGUGGAACACAAGAUCUUUAAUGGCAUCCCAGAUUGGGUGUAUCAAGAGGAGGUACUCAACUCUGACCAUGCCCUGUACUUUUCCCCCGAGGCUACGUACAUCGCUUUUAUUCAGUUUGAUGACACUCAAGUGAUCUUGUAUCAGUUUCCUUGGUAUGGUGAUAAGAAAGAUUCAUAUACCUCAAUACGGAAGAUUGCAUAUCCCAAACCAGGAUAUCCAAACCCAACAGUGAUUGUGAAUGUGACUCACCUGGAGACUGGGAACACAGUGUCCUUGUUGGAACCUGCAGAUUUCCGGAAAAUUGAUCAUUAUGUUGUGAACAUUGCAUGGGCUUCAGAAACAGCUGUAAUUGUGACCUGGCUUAACAGAGAUCAGAAUGAAGCAAUUAUUCAUAUGUGUGACCUGCAGCAGACAUCUUCUUAUCUGCGCUCCAUCUGUAAACAGAACUCUGUUGUUAAAGUGCAGAAUGGUUGGGUGGAUGAUAAGUACCAAACUCCUCACUUCUCCAAAGAUGGAUCUUACUUCAUUACAAAAUGGCCAUUUUCACAACCAGGUGGUGUGGGAAAAUUUAUUCAUCUUGCAAAGAUAGGGACAAAGGGAAACACAGAUCCUGUAGAAUUAACUAGUGGAGCUUGGGAAGUUGUGAAGAUUCUUGCUCAUGAUGACAAAAAUGAGAUAGUAUACUUCAGUGCAACCAAGGAAUCACCAACUCAGCGUCAUAUCUACAGUGUGAAGAUAAAAUCAGGAGAGCUUUCCUGCUUGACUUGUGGUCUACCCACAGUGAUAAAGGGAAACAAGUGUUCCUACUAUAGUGCAAGUUUCAGCCUUGGUGGUAGCUGGUAUAUCUUGUACUGUCAAGGACCAGGAAUACCUGAAGUAACUCUUCGAAGCACAAAGAGUAGUAGAGUUGAGAUCCUGGAAGAUAACAGUGCCCUUCGUGAAAGAUUGGAUGGAGUUUCUUUACCCAUAGUGGAAAAUUACAUUGUGAAAAGUGGUAGCUAUGAUCUCUAUGUAAAAGAAUAUCGCCCACCAAACUUUACUCCAGAAAAGAAAUAUGCUGUUCUGUUUUCAGUGUAUGGUGGUCCAGCAUCACAGAAGGUUGUUGACAGUUAUGGUUAUGGAUUUGAAACUGGUUAUUUAGUCAGCAACUUUGACUUGAUUGUGGUGAAUGUUGAUGCCAGAGGAACAUGCUGCAGAGGAGAAAGAUUUAAGCAUGAAGUUUAUAAACAUCUGGGAGAAUAUGAGGCUGAAGAUACAAUUAAUGUUGCCAAGGAAAUUGCAAAGAAAGAUUAUGUUGAUGAAACAAAGAUGGCCAUAUGGGGCUGGUCAUAUGGAGGGUACUUGACAUCCUAUGUUCUUAGUGUUAACUCUGGGGUGUUUAAACUUGGAAUGGCUGUUGCUCCUGUCACAGACUGGAGAUAUUAUGAUUCCAUUUACACUGAACGUUACAUGCUCACUCCUAAACAAAACUUAAAGGGAUAUGAGAUAUCAUCAGUUCUUAACAAGGCAAAAAAUUUCCAAAAUGAUAGUUUUCUUCUGGUACAUGGAACAGGAGAUGAUAAUGUACAUUUUCAGAACACUGCUCAGUUAGUAGCAGCUUUGACGAAGGCAGGGGUCAAAUAUCAAGUCCAAUUUUAUCCGGACAAAAACCAUGGUUUGAGUGGCGAUGGAACGUCACCACAUCUGUACCAUUUACUCACAAGGUUUCUUGUGGAAAAAUUGUCCCUAAACAGUUAAUACAAAGGAAACUGAAUGGUGUUGAGUCUGGUCAAGCAGUAGUUCUGAUAUAUUAAGUUAAUAUUAUCAUUUUUGUCUUAAAAAGGACACAAGUUAGUUAGUUGUAAGAUAUUAUUUUUGUGGGGUAUUUAAGUAAUGCACUCUUCUGGAAAGACUGCAAUGUUAAUUCCUAAGUUGAAAAUUUCUUUUAAGUAUAUGUUUUUUAAAUAUGAAAGAAUUAAAUAUUUCUUUCCAACAAUCAGAUGGUAAUCAUCCAAGCAACCUUUAUGAAUGUGCAGCUUAGGAGAAAGAACAGAAUGAAUGGUAUUUUUUGGAGUGACUUUACUGAAUACAUCAGCUUUUGGCUGUCACAUCAGUUUGCAAAGACUGUGCUUACCAUAACGUUGGCAUUUGCCAAUUCAGCAAUCUGAAAUAUUUGAGUGUUUACCAUAUAUGUAGGUGGUAGCAUUUAUUUUGUGAAAGCAUUCCUCAUAAUUGCAAAAAUUGCAGUAUUAUUAAAUCAUUGUAAGGGUAUUUGUUUGAAUAAUUAUGAAUUUAAAGAUGUGUGAUGUGAGACAAAAACUGUCCUCUGUUUGAGCCUGAAAAUGUUGAAAUUAAAAAUUAUUGGAAAGUCAACUACAUAUUUCUCUUAACUUAUAAUACAUCUUAAAGUACUUAAACCUCCAAUUGGACAGUGAGGAGCACCCCUCAUACUUAUUAAAUGUACGCACAAUGUUUAAAUGCUUGUAGCAGAAAUCUACAUUUAAUUAAUUUUCUUUUGAUUAGAUGGUUUAAUAGUAAUAUCCCUUAUUAGUUUCUUAAUGAAACAUUCAUACUUAUGCUAGUGAUGUGAAUCACACAGCCUUUGUAAAUGGGCUUAUAUUGAAAGCCAGAAAUGUUUUUCUUUUUCAUAAUUUUUUAAGGUUUAUUGUAUUAAUGAAAAAGGAGCCUGCAUUAAAAAAUUAAUGAUAUUGAGAUUGAAGGAAUAUGAAUGUUUCAGUAUACAUUAACACAGCUCUUUUUCAUCACUGUGAUAGAAAUUAUAAAGUUUGUGGGGGUUUUUCAUGAACAAAAAAAAUCUGAGUCUGGUUUUUCGCACAAGACCAUGUCAUGCCAGCACCCACAGUCUGCCACAAUUCAUUCAAGAUACCAGAGGUUAGCUUAGGGUGGCUGAGGGUUAAUGGGGUAGAACAUGGCUAAUUUAGGGUAGAUGUGGGUUAACGUGGUAUAAUAUGGUUAACUUAGGGUAGAUGUGGGCUAAUGCAACAUGGUUCACUUAGGGUAGAAGGGUUUAACAUGGCAGAAUAAGGUGAGCUAGGACAAGUCAUAAGUCAUAUUUAAAGCAUAUAACAUAAAUAUUGUCAGCCAUUUUGUCGUCUUUAUGGCAUUGAAGUAUAUACCUGGGAAGUAUAUACCAGGAAUCGAAGUUAGUGUUGGAAGAAUAAUUGCCUAGAAAUUUUGCUAAACUAACAUAAAGAGUCAGUAAUGUUUGAUAGUAUUAAGAGUCUCACUUUAUCUUUUCGAUGCAAUUAUCAGGGGUUGCAAAUCAUAAACUCCUCGAGACAAUAAUUGUUCUGAAGUUACUGACAUUCUAUCGACAGGUUACUAACACCUUAUUGACAGAUUACUGACAGUUGGUCAACUGUUGGCCAACAGAUGUCCUGAAGAAGUUAUCCCUUCAGCAAAACCUAAAUAAAGCUGUCAGAAAAGUCGGUAAGCUGUCAGCCAACAGUUGGCUGACAGAUUACCGGAUGUUGGCCGCCUGUCGGUGUAGGGGAGCUGUUCUUCACAAUUACCUUAUCACAAAUGUAAUCCAGAAAUUAUUCUGCUGGCCUUGAAUAAAUGGAAACAGUCGGGAACUGCAUUUUUAAUUUAGCAACUGCAAGUGCUAUAAUUAUAAUCAUUUUUAAUCAUCAUUAAUAAUAGAUGGUAGACUUAGUAGAUGAACUAAUUAUGCAAAAGAGAAAGAUUCUUUCACACAUGCGAUUCUGUCAAUUAGAGAAGAUUGUAAGAUUUAUAUCUAGUAAAUUUGUGGAUAACCUAGAAAUUCUUUACUUUUACUCCUUUUGCCUGUAAACCAGAACAGCAAUAAAUUUGGUUGUAUGAA
Messenger RNA from Pocillopora verrucosa, 4645 nucleotides. RefSeq names its product dipeptidyl peptidase 4. NCBI's taxonomy places the organism in Eukaryota, Metazoa, Cnidaria, Anthozoa, Scleractinia, Pocilloporidae. Gene Ontology annotation, cellular component: plasma membrane. The record is from RefSeq and is a predicted model, not a curated record. Gene Ontology annotation, biological process: proteolysis. Gene Ontology annotation, molecular function: serine-type peptidase activity; dipeptidyl-peptidase activity.